UUGAAGCUUUAGGUCAUAGUUUUAGUUAUAUUGAAAUCUCACCUUUAGCAAAUUGACUGUACAUAACCUUGAAUUCAAGUGAUAACAGCUGAUUCUUACAUUAUUGUCAACACAGCACUUUUUAAAAAUAAAACCAAGUACAAAAUGACAAACGAGCAGCCAUGCAGUUCAAAAUCGCAACAAAUUAAUAAAGGAAAUCUUGAAAUUAAAGAAAAGCUGCGCGUUCUUUGUUUACAUGGUUAUCGGCAGAACGGCGAUGCCUUUAAGAGCAAGUUAGGUUCUUUUCGAAAGCAUGUUGGAAAGUAUGCCGACUUUGUAUUCAUUGCUGCGCCACAUCUCGCGGCAGCAUUGGAAAUGAGUCCUGAUAACACACAAGAAGACCAACGUAGUUGGUGGGCUAACAAAGACGAUGGUUCCUUUAAGGGUACAAAUAAGAAUGGUCCAGCAAUUGGUUUUCAACAAAGCUUGCGUUUAGUGGAAGAGACAUGGACUAAUCAGGGUCCUUUUCAAGGACUUUUAGGCUUCUCACAGGGUGCAUGCUUUGUGGGAUUAAUAUGUGGUUUAGCAAAAAAGAAAUUAACAUCUAUAAAGCCGGAAUUUGCCGUACUUUCAUCCGGAUUUCUUUCUGGUAGCCUUGUACAUAAAAGUGCCUAUGAAGAAUUGAUAUCUAUUCCAUCAUUACACAUAUUUGGCUCAACGGAUGAAAUUAUUCCAAAACAAAUGAGCGAAGAAUUAGCAAAGCAUUUUAAAAAUCCUGAAAUAUUAGUGCAUAAUGGCGGACAUUACUUCCCUGCGACAGCGCAACAGAAGCAGUCAUAUAUAUUUUUCUUCCAAGAUCGUCUGCAAGAGUAUUUAGAAAGUAUGGAGAUUCAAAAUGCAGCAAGUGUUAAUUUUAUUGAAAAUCAAGAAAUAGAUGCGGGAUCUAUCACCAGCAGUAACACUGAUAGCGUAUCAUAGCUGGUAGUUCCAAAAUCAUAAUUUAAGUAAGCUCAUUCUUUAUAAAAACAAUCCGUAGUUCGAAAUAACGAUUUACAAUACAAUAUUAAUAAACUGUAAACAUCGGAAUUGUGAGUUUGUUAAUUUAUUUAUUGCAUUAUAUUUUCACUUGAAUUUAGAUAAUGCUGUCGUCGCAUUAGCGUUGGUAGUUUAUUAAGGCAAUUGUUUUAAAUUACCUAUUUUUAUUUUGUCUUAAAAUGAGAAAUCUUAGUGAAAAUAAAAUUUUUAUGUCCUUAUACCGUAUAAUUAUUUUCUAAUCAUUUUUAUUUGUAGUAAAAUAAUUUAUUCCGCGGUUAAAAAAUAAAAUAAAAGAUAC
Messenger RNA from Teleopsis dalmanni, 1312 nucleotides. RefSeq names its product esterase GA18864. The transcript is spliced from 2 exons. The coding region runs from base 145 to 957 and encodes 270 amino acids. Gene Ontology annotation, biological process: response to retinoic acid. The record is from RefSeq and is a predicted model, not a curated record. Gene Ontology annotation, cellular component: nucleus; cytoplasm. NCBI's taxonomy places the organism in Eukaryota, Metazoa, Arthropoda, Insecta, Diptera, Diopsidae.